UUCAAAUUUCAAAUCUCAGUUGUCAAAUGAAUAGUGAGAAGGUUGGACGUUCGGUCUGUUUUGAAAUAUCGCGUAAAUAAUAUUAUUAACGAAUAAAUUAAUCAAAUAAAAAAUGCCAGUUGAAUUAGAGUAUGACUACGAUGCCGCAGUUGCUUCUCUGGAUAUAUUUUCACAAGCGGAUUUCGAUCAUAUAAAAGAUUGGACACAAAAAUUAGACAAAUCAAAAUAUGUGCCAAAGGAUCUUACAGAUAAACAAUUGCUUUUAUUUUAUAACGCUUGUUACGGGGAUAUUGAGAAGAUAAAGACUUGCAUAGAAAAAUACUACAAUAUCAGAAAAAAUACUCCGGAAAUAUUUGACAACAGAAUUAUAAAUUCCGACGAACUAAAGCCGUCUGUAGAGGCAUUAGAGUUCGCCGUGCUGCCAGAGAAAUCAUGUGAUGGUUACGACCUGAUAUACCACCGAUUGCACUACACCGAGCCUUCCAAGUAUCACUUUGAACCUGGCUGUAAGCUUCUCUUCAUGACAGUUGAUUCGUGUUUAAGUAAGCGUGGUCCACAGCCAGGACACAUCUUCGUCUUCGACAUGCGAGGUGUCAGGUUGGGACAUCUUACGCGAGUUAGCUUAUCCUUUCAAAAGGAUAGACAAAGUUCCCUUCGGAAAUUCUUCCAGUACGUCCAAGAGGCGAUGCCGGUGCGCAUGCGCGCGAUACACGUGUUUAACACAGAGCCGAUCAUUGACAAGCUCUUGCUCCUCAUAAGACCUUUUAUGGAUAAGAAGUUCUUUGACAUGAUAAAAUUCCACCACAAAAACGUGGACCUUGAGAAGUUUUACGGUACAGUUAUACCGAGAUCCGCCCUACCACCGGACUAUGGAGGUACCUUACCAGACACUCAGACAUUGCACAAGAAAUGUAUGCAAAAUUUGAAAUCCCUAGAACCGUACUUCAAAGCUGAAGAGGAACAGAGAAUAAACGCACUCCCUGAUAAAAAACGAGACAAGGCUAUGGAGAGAGCGUUUAAAAAUUUGGACAUAGAUUAGUUUUUGUUGCUGGCAACACUUUAGAUACCUGUCAAUGUCGUACUUUAGUCAUGUCUCGAUGUUGCAGCUUAAAUCAUAAUGCGUCAUUAACAUAAUAUACGUGAAAUGGUUAAAGAAUAUUGUGUACCUACUGUCUUUAGCGUGUUUUUUCUAGGUGUCGCUAGAAUCCUUUACGAAAAUGUAUGAUUAAUACAUUUAAAUAAUAUUAGACAUAAAUAAAAGCGAAAUGGUUAACUUUGACAUGAAUGGCUAAUCUGAUGACUACGCCGAUGACGUUGUUUAAGGAUUCUUUAUAUUCGUCUCCUAUUUAAUAUUUAAAAAUAAAAACGACUAUGAAGAAACUCAUUCUCGAGAAUAAUAUUUUGUCGAUUGCUUUAAAAUAGAUCUAGAAUAUUUAUUUACGUACUUUGAUUGAGUACAAUUUUUUUUAAUUUGUUAUCAUGACAGUUUGAUAUAUUUUUAAAUUGUGGUUUGUGUUCUAGACUUAAGCGGUUUAGUUAGCUUUAUAUAAUAGGUAUGUGUUGAUAUAAUACAAGAUAUAUAAUAU
Messenger RNA from Vanessa tameamea, 1586 nucleotides. Its product is annotated as alpha-tocopherol transfer protein-like. Bases 113 to 1039 code for a protein of 308 amino acids. The transcript has 6 exons. The record is from RefSeq and is a predicted model, not a curated record. Gene Ontology annotation, molecular function: phosphatidylinositol bisphosphate binding. NCBI's taxonomy places the organism in Eukaryota, Metazoa, Arthropoda, Insecta, Lepidoptera, Nymphalidae. Gene Ontology annotation, cellular component: membrane.